AUGUCUCUCCUUCAGAACGAAGACUUCGUCCUCUACCAGCUACGCACAGCAUACCUAUCCUGCAUCAAAGACGGCGUCGGUGAGCGCCUCAUUACCGUCGAUUCUACUGUCCUCAACAAUCCGGCCUUUCGCGCCGCUGGCUGGGUCCCCAAUGCCGCCGACAUCAGACGUACCUACUCGCCACCGAUCCCCACUGCUAUCACCUCCGACUACUUCCAGGCACCCCGCUCGGCCGGUCUGAAAGAGGGCUUUGGCGAAGAUGAUGAGGAGGGCGGCAUGGUCACGGGAGGGGGGAGCAAUGAUACCGUGGGCCCCGCGUUGAAUACAAAGAGGAGGCGGCGGAAGGAGCAGAUGGACGAGGAUGACAGCAGUGAUCUUAGUGACGAGAGCGACGACGAUGCGGAUGCUACGAGGCCUGCCAACCAAAUCAAGUUCACCAAGAUGCCGUUGCGGACACGAGCCGGGUCCUCGCCCAUUCGCGGCUCUUAUCUACAUAACACUCUGCUUUCAGGAUCCAAUACUCAGGAUGGUCCGUCUUUGAUGAUUACAUCGCCUUCUAGACCCCCCGAUAGCCGGUUACGACGAGGGUCUUUGGGUGCAGUGGAGACAAUCAAGGAACGUGCGAGACGAGACACUGUCACAAGCAGCGAAAUGUCAUCCGAGAAUGAGCUGGACCCAGUUGUGUUUCAAAGAAAAAAGCUCAAUCCCCACCGAGCGGCGAAGGCGAGCCAAUUGCUCUCGGAGCGGAUCCAAGAGGACGACCGCGAAGGCGAUGCUCAUUUGGACGACGCCGACCAAGGAAACGAGUCUGACGAUAGCACUUUGUCAUCUGAAUUUGCCGGCACUGCAGACACGAAUUCGAUAUUGGGAGACAUCGGAAAUCCAAUGGAUUCGUCCCCUCGUACCAACAUGUCAACCAUACCACCACCAAUCACUCCCUUCAACGCCUCUCCAAAGAAAAAUAGACAGACUGGUCCUAUGCUUCAAGCACUACCACCACCACGACCCAUCAGCGUUCUCCAGCCUGUCAGCGCACUAACACAAGCUCUAAAAGCAAAAGACAAAAAGCCCGAGGAUCCCCUACAGCGAUUUGCUACGUUGUCUGGCAAGGGUGAUCCGAAUCCUUUAUACAUCAGAAUCUAUGCUCCAUUCUCAACGAAGCCAAAUAAACCCUUUGAGGUGCUUUUAAGAAAAACGCUGGACGAUAACACGAAAGUCACUGUGUCCGAAGCUAUCGGAUUUGCUCUCUACAGGUAUAACGAAGAAAAGCUGGAGCCACCCCUGCCUCCGCAAAAACUCAACGUCAAUCGUUGGGUCUUCCGCAUGUACGAAGACGACGAGGUUGAUAUGGAAUUCCCAGCACUCUCACGAACGAAAGAGGUGACAGAUUUCGCUUCCAACAACAGCCGGGGCAUGCGAGCCCGGUCGCGCGAGAAGCCCUGGGACGAGUUUGCGUUGGUUGAAGCCAACGAGCGCGAAUUCGCGGACAACGAGAAUCUCACUCCAUUAUACAGUAAAGAAGCCGCUGCAGCUGCAGAGGCCCCCUCGAAGGCUGACCCCUUCACCACAUCUACCACUGGUCCCAACGGCGCAAGACCAUCAAUGUCAGGCCCUGCUGUUCCCCCAAAACCACCCCCGGCGCCAGCCCGUUCAUUCCGCAACCCCAUCACCGGUCCAUUAUUCGCACCUUCAAACCUCCGGAAAGAUAGUACUAAUCUCCUCGAUGCGCCAGCAGUCACAACCUCUCACGCCACCCCUCGCACGGGAGCCCCAAAAACCAUCGCCGUCCACUUCACAGACGACAACUUCCAAACCCGCCAUCUCGCCAUCCCGUGCACCACCGACACCUACAUCGCCGAAGUCUUCGACGGCGUGUGCCACGAGCUCCGUGUCGACAAAGCCCUCUACGUGCUCAAAGUGUCGGGCACCGCCACUGUCGCGCCCGCCGACCGCACUGUCGAAGCCCUCGCCGGGCGCACCGACCUCGACCUCGCGCGCCGCCGCUUCAUCGGCGACGGCGCCUACGGCCUCUCGGGCUCGCCCGGCUCCGAGUCCCCCAACGCGCCCCUCCUCAUCAGCACGCCCGGCGGCGUCUCGAAAAAGGGCCACCACAAAAAGGCGGCUCCCGCCGCAGCCGGCGGCCUCAUGCACCCCCUCGCCCAGAACCGCACGCCCGACGCGUUCCUCGCUGCCAACGCAAACUACCGCCGCUACGCGGUGACCCGCAAGCAGCCCAUGUCGUUCUCGUCGUCGUCGGCGCGGAUCCUGGCGCUGGACGGUGAGUAUAUGCACAUCAUGCCCGGCGAGUCGACGAAUAACCCGCACAACACGAAGCACAUCACCGAGGGCGCGGGGGGCAAGACAACGACGGUGCAUUUUAGCAGCGUGGUCGGGAGUAAAGUGUCGCGGCGGCAUCCGCGGAUGUUCAGGGUGGUGGUGUUUAAGGAGCGCGAGACGAAGCGGUAUGACUUUGAGGCGCAGGGGGGGGCGCAGGAAGCGCGGGAGAUUGUGGAGGAGAUCCGCAGGGGGGUGGAGAGGUUUCAGGAGGGGGUGCUGUAG
Molecule: messenger RNA, 2559 nt
Organism: Mytilinidion resinicola
Lineage: Eukaryota; Fungi; Ascomycota; Dothideomycetes; Mytilinidiales; Mytilinidiaceae
Exons: 3
Coding region: 1-2559 (852 amino acids)
Biological process (GO): TORC2 signaling
Cellular component (GO): cytoplasm; TORC2 complex; plasma membrane
Molecular function (GO): phosphatidylinositol-4,5-bisphosphate binding
Source: RefSeq, a predicted model, not a curated record